GGGCGCUCCUAGCCAAUGAACGUUCAGGAAAGCGGCGAUUGGUCCCAGUUCUUACUCCCGCUAGCCGCCGGCUUGGAGCGGAGCUGCGGUCUCUGUCGCGGUCUAACCCAGUCAAAAGUGCAAUCGUAUGUGUGCGUACUCAGAAGUCUCACUGUGUGUGGUAGGGCUUAUUUGCUAAGGAGUCCUAGACUCAGAUUGAACAUGCCUGUGUUGUGGAUAAUGCGCCAAGCUUCCCGAAUAGGGUCUCCAGUAUGCUUAAGUCUUACCCGACAUCUCAGCAACACAACCCCAAGAGCUUCCUACAAAUAUGUAAAUCUAAGAGAGGAGCCGACAGACAUGAAAUCCAUUACUGACAAGGCUGCACAGACCGUCCUGUGGACAGAACUUAUCCGAGGCUUGGCUAUGACCAUGAGCUACCUCUUUAGGGAACCUGCCACCAUCAACUAUCCCUUUGAGAAGGGUCCCCUGAGUCCCCGCUUCCGUGGGGAGCAUGCCUUACGCAGAUAUCCAUCUGGAGAGGAGAGGUGCAUUGCCUGUAAGCUUUGUGAGGCUGUUUGCCCUGCUCAGGCAAUCACCAUUGAGGCAGAGCCCCGUGCUGAUGGCAGCCGCAGGACCACUCGCUAUGACAUUGACAUGACCAAGUGCAUCUACUGCGGAUUCUGCCAAGAAGCUUGUCCAGUUGACGCCAUUGUGGAGGGGCCCAACUUUGAGUUCUCCACGGAAACACAUGAAGAGCUUCUGUACAACAAGGAGAAGCUGCUCAACAAUGGUGACAAGUGGGAAGCUGAGAUUGCUGCUAACAUACAAGCUGACUACUUGUACCGGUGAUGGAGCACUUACUACAACCCUCACACAUCCUCACCAGCCGAAGCCAAGUCUGCAAUAAAGGGCAUGCACUCAUUGUUUGUCUCCCUGUGUCUUGAGAAUGAGGAAGACAUUGUAGGCAAACUUUUUGAAGAUAAUGUAGAAUGCAGAGUCCUACUUAGAGAGGAAAGGAUGAGGGGGCACAUGAUCCAUCUUUUCUUUUAAUGUAGGAGUUUUUAUUGCUCUAAGGAGGGAAGUUUAAGAGGCAGUGUAAGGGUGUUGGUCUGGGAACAGUUGAUGGAUAAGGUGAGAGAAAGGAGAACCCAGAUCUGUUUCGUGGACCUUUUUUGUUGUUGGAAAGAUUAUUUACUCUUAUAUUUUAGGUAGUGGCCUCAAACUUUUUGGACAGGUGUGUAUAUUUGGAAUUUUGGGUGUGUGUCAUGGGUGGAAUCACAAAAUGGCUUUUAUGCUGGGCAUGGCUCCCAUUUCUGGUAGGGGCUCCAAACACACACUCCUCAGACUCGGUGAACAUGCAUGCACACAAACCACACAUAGUUCCCAUCUGCACAGAUUCCUGUCCUUUCUCUCCACCUUCCUGCCACCAGUUGGCUUACCUGAGCUUCUUCAUUUCUCAACUCUCACCAGCUUACCAUACAGCAGCAGUGACGGGUCUCCUUUUUUUUUUUUACAAAGCAAACAAGAGUGUGCUGCAAAGUACUGGCCUCCAGCUUGCACUUAUCUUCAUCUUGUGGGAAUGCACUUGGGCCCAUGUGAAGCAGUGUGGGAAGAUGGCAGCAGCUAGAGGCCAGCACUUCACUUUUACAGUAAGCCCUGAGAACCACUGCAUUCAGAACAUUGUGGAAUCAAUUCAGAUAUUCUGGAAAACUUGUUAAGGGUUCCAUCAAGGUUAGAAACAUGAUGCAGGCAGAAAGCUACCUUUCUCCAAUGUGGGCUAAGCAAGAACCUUCCCCACUGACAGAAUACCUUUCCUCAUAAAGUAUGUUUUCUCACAUGAGAGAGAAUUUUAAAGAGGUAACUUAGCUCCCUCCACCUAGGUGCAUUCAGUUUGGUGCAGUUGUGGGAAUCCUAUACUGCAUGCUUUUUUCCAGAAUAUUUGAAUUGAUUCUGAAUAGAGUUGAAAAAGCUGUUUUUGUACUAAGAUAGCUACUGCUCAAAGCAUUCUUAUCUCUCUAUUCUGCAGUGAAAGCUUUGUCAGUACUUGCUUGUUUAAGAUAUGCCUGAGUGGAUAAAGGAGGAACAUGCACUCAACUCGUAAAAGUCUUGCUUUGAAAAGCGGGCACAACCUUCAGCUGUUUAGCUGCUUAUUGUCCAGAAGAGGGAGAAUGCUUAUCUGCCUCUUGCAUUCUGUUCAGUCCUAGAAACCCUGUUCUCCAUGCAGAAAGAAUAGUUUUCUUUUGUUCACAUUGGUGUGCACCACUACUGGUCUAUACCAUACUUAUGGGAGUUCCAGCAGGCCUCUCGGGACUUGGGUUGCAUUAUCUCUGAACUCUGAUAAUUUAAGCAGCCUUGAAAAACAAAAAUAUUCUUUCUCUCCCACCCCCAUCCUCUCUUAAGGAUGGAGCCAAGUUCUUCUGCUGUUGGAACAUGAUCUGUGUUGCACAUUUUUGAAUUCCUGUUCUGAUGCAGUGUUGUCACGUAGCGUUUAUUUCUGCUGUGACAGAGCACCCACCCUAAAUUCUGGAAGCUCAGGGUUGUGUUAGGAUUCACUGGCCCUGUGGAACAGUAGUCUGUAUACCGUAUUUUUCCGUGUAUAAGACUAGGCCCCCCCCAAAAAAAUAAUGUCCAAAAUUAGGGGGCAUCUUAUACUCUGGGCCAUCUCCCCCCAUUCUGUAAUUUUCUUCUACCAACAGCAUCUUUAAAACUAUCAGCACUUAGAAAACAAAGAUAUGACUUAUGAGUAGGAAUGGGGAAGGUUGGAAUAAAGCAGUACUGGUGGAAAGAAAAAAAAUCCCUGCUUACAAACAUUGUAAGCAUAUUGAUAACAAUUUACUAUUGAUAAGCAUUUCAUCUCAAAAGUACACUGAGAUCUGCAUACAAUUGUUUAUCACAGUGCUGGCUCCUCCUGAUGCACUGAUCAUAGCCAGGAGAACAAUAGCUACCUAUCUGCAUACUACUGUUUCAAUCAGUUCUAUCCAAUAAGGUCUGCAUGACCUGCUAGUUCAGUCUGUAGUAACCUGCUUAAGAUUCUUCCUAAAUGCUUUCUCUUCUCAUUAAUAUACACACCAUCUCCUGUACAGGACAGAAAGCUUGAAACACUGGACAGUUGAAGGGUGCCACUAUGAGGCUGGGGGAGGGAGGAGACUGAAUGCUGGGAGUGGGAAGUUAGUUCCCCCCACAUUCCAGGCAGGAAAAGGUAGAUAGCAGUGUAUAAAAUUGUGGUUGUGUACCUCCAAUAAGCAUGAGAAGCUAUCUGAUUAGUGGCAAACAUUUCCUAUACUGUAUUUCCACUGAUACAUUUUUAGUGAGGAUGAAUCAGUAUGUAUAACCAAACCUGAAAUAGUAUUUGAGACAUGUCAUGGGAGAAAAGGAACUAAGAGGGAGUCAAAUGCUUUUCCAUUGGAGAAAAUGAAACUUGUAAACCGGGCAGCUGGUGAUGAGUAAGUCCUCAAGCAAGCUGUCAUUUCCACGUGUAGCUUUUCAAAUCAAAAUGACCAUAUAAUCUCUUAACAUAGUGUGAAUUGUAUUUAGAGCAAAGUUCAGUUGAACUACCUUGGUUUGAACAUGUAUAUGUCAUUGUAUAAAGGAGGAUAAAGGAUUGUCAUGAUGGAA
This is a messenger RNA of Podarcis muralis (Common wall lizard), 3594 nucleotides long. It is a transcript of the gene NDUFS8, whose product is annotated as NADH:ubiquinone oxidoreductase core subunit S8. Gene Ontology annotation, molecular function: 4 iron, 4 sulfur cluster binding; NADH dehydrogenase activity. Gene Ontology annotation, cellular component: membrane; respiratory chain complex I. The record is from RefSeq and is a predicted model, not a curated record. Lineage: Eukaryota; Metazoa; Chordata; Lepidosauria; Squamata; Lacertidae. Gene Ontology annotation, biological process: mitochondrial electron transport, NADH to ubiquinone; mitochondrial respiratory chain complex I assembly.